CGUUAAGUAAACUGAAGCAGUUUCAGAGCAUUCUCUUUCAGAUGAUUAUUAAUACGUUUCUUUAACUUUAAUUACAAUGUUUUUAACCACCUCACACAUAUUAUCAGAUUAAACGGUAAGUAGCCAUAACAAAUUAAAUGUAUAUUUAAUAAUGUAUGAGAAACAAUAACACGGACCUACUUUCUGAUUGAGGAAAUCAUGAGACAGUGUUAAAUCAGAACUCGCCGAAGUAUUUUGAGGGCAGCGACCGUCCAUAACAGAUAAUUAUUACGGUGACAUUUGGAUAAAUAGGUAGGUUUUACAAGACGAUAAAACAUUAUCAUCCCACAAUUCUAUUAUCUCUAUUGGUCAUAGGCUAUUCAAAAGAUAUACAAAAAUUGUCACCAACUCGUCUUUUUGCUCUCCUGGUAAUAUCAACUUCAGUCGCGAUUAAACCGUGCACAAUGACUUAUCGCAGAAUAUUUUUCCUGGUUUUAUUUAUCGGUGCCGCGAGAUGUGUACCCACGGUUUCAACCAAACAAGGAUGCUCGUCACAAGACUCUGAAGCGAACCCCUCACAAAUCAGGAAUACUUUCGAAGUCACAACAGAUAGUAGUAUUCCUGAUAUAAAGGACAAAGUGGAAAUUAAAGUGUACUACGAGACUUUAUGCCCGUUCAGCAUGUUGUUCUUCACGUCACAGCUGAAACCCGCCGUGGCUAGGCUAGGCUCACAUUUAGACGUACAUUUAAUACCCUACGGACACGCCAAGACUAAUGCCGUACACGACACGUACAAGUUCGAUUGCCAGCACGGUCAACCGGAGUGCUUCGGCAACUUGAUACAGGCGUGCGCCAUCGACGUCCUGAACGACACCACCCGCGCCGUCAACUUCAAUACCUGCCUGAUGAGGUCCUUCUACCGCAGCACCGACUACCAAUACUUGGUCUCGGUCUUCUAUUGGUGUGGCUACAUAGAAAAAGUCAAUGUCAGAAAAAUGAAAAAAUGUUUAAAUAGUAAACGCGGACCCAUCCUUCUGAAGGAGUAUGGUGACGAAACAACAGCGUUACAGCUGAGCUACGUACCCUACGUGUUGAUAAACGGGUCCGAGGACUAUCAGGACCAAGCUUCCAGCGACCUGAUAGGAACAGUCUGCCGGAUGCUGCGGCCGCAGCCUGCUGCUUGCUAUAGAAAUAGAUAUUAGUAAAACUCC
Molecule: messenger RNA, 1190 nt
Organism: Trichoplusia ni (cabbage looper)
Lineage: Eukaryota; Metazoa; Arthropoda; Insecta; Lepidoptera; Noctuidae
Product: gamma-interferon-inducible lysosomal thiol reductase-like
Exons: 5
Coding region: 444-1181 (245 amino acids)
Molecular function (GO): oxidoreductase activity, acting on a sulfur group of donors, disulfide as acceptor
Source: RefSeq, a predicted model, not a curated record